Messenger RNA from Exaiptasia diaphana, 1823 nucleotides. Its product is annotated as coagulation factor V. The transcript has 6 exons. Lineage: Eukaryota; Metazoa; Cnidaria; Anthozoa; Actiniaria; Aiptasiidae. The coding region runs from base 98 to 1213 and encodes 371 amino acids. The record is from RefSeq and is a predicted model, not a curated record.
GUGAAACAGUAAAGACUAUCACGGCACGCAAACAACGUCGUUUAGCGAAAACGAACCAUAUCUCCAAGACUGGUAUCAAAGCUGAUGGCUYGCUAAUAUGAGAAAGACGUCUCACAUUCUUGUUGGUUGGAUUUUCCUUGGCCUGGUCCUGACCAAUGUCCAGGCCUCAUGCAGUAAUCAGUACGUCCAGGAAAGUUUUAUCCUUCAAGGUAACCUCCUAGCGUCACUACUUGUCACCAGUCAAGCGCAUUGCGAGAGGAAAUGCAGAGAGAAUUUGAGAUGUUUUAGUAUCAACUACUACAAGAAAGAGAAGAAWUGUCAUCUCAACAAGGCAACGCAUCUUUCAAGACCUCUGCACCUCGUGCAUGACAUGGAAGGGGUUUACAYUAARAUAAAGAAUGAUAAUUGCAGUGAUGCAUACUGCAGUACUGGGCAUAUUUGUUCGAUUGACAGCUCUAAAGACGAUUAUAUCUGCCAAGCCUGCAAUACUCCUCUUGGUUUUGAAUCAGGAACCAUUCCAAACAACAGGAUCUCUGCCUCCUCUUUCUGGRAUGUCGGCCACGAGCCAUGGCGAGGACGACUAAGGACGCAAAACAAAACGCCGUAYAAUUCUGGUGGUAWMGGUUGCUGGGAAGUUAAAAACAAUGUGGCAGGAGAAUAUCUGCAAGUGGACCUUGUUAAUGUUUACCGAUCAAGCCUUCGCUGUUCUACAGCAUCAUUACUGAGGACUGCCUGCAAUACUCCUCUUGGUUUUGAAUCAGGAACCAUUCCAAACAACAGGAUCUCUGCCUCCUCUUUCUGGRAUGUCGGCCACGAGCCAUGGCGAGGACGACUAAGGACGCAAAACAAAACGCCGUAYAAUUCUGGUGGUAWMGGUUGCUGGGAAGUUAAAAACAAUGUGGCAGGAGAAUAUCUGCAAGUGGACCUUGUUAAUGUUUACCGAGUUACCAUGGUAGCGACUCAAGGGAGACCAGGCGUACCGACGAGCAGGGUUUCCUCAUAUAGUCUCUCUUAUGCUCUUAAUAACGAGUCUUUCACUGAUUAUAAGGUUGGCGGAACACUCAAGGUCUUCUCUGGGAACACUGACACUGACACUAUUGUGACGAAUACUCUUCCAGUGGCAAUAAGUUGUCGCUAUAUUCGAAUUGUUGCAGUUACGUUCCCCGGCAGGAUUGCCAUGAGAGCUGAGAUCUACGGUUGYCCUGAAAACUGACACUACGACGUACAGAUAUCAUUUCAAAAUGUGAUCUCAAGAAAAAUUGGCAAUGAAUAUGAACAGUAGUUUAAAUCAGCUAGAUAUGCACCGCACCAGGGAUUUAGGAUUUAGGGUUGGUGACAGGGAUGAUUAGUCACCCCCCCUUUUUGAUCAGUUGAAUGUUUAAUUUAGUUUUGAUCUUGAAAUUCAAUUAAAAAAUCAGUGUUGAUCAGUUGAAUGUUUAGUUUUGAUCUUGAAAUUCAAAUUAGAUUAAAUUAUAUGUGAUCAAAGUCCUGGAUCCACCCCUGAAUUUUACUACUUUGGGGAGAUUGGUUACAUCGUUCACUCGUAGAAGUAUGCAGGCACUUAACCAGUGAGAUGAACCUAUUUUAACAUCAAUUUGGAAUUUGCGYUCGGCAAUUCUGGUUCAAGAGCGGCGACUUGGAUGAGAAACUAUACUGUAAGAUUAUACCAUAAUGACGUUUUACAACUGAUGUUCUUAUAGAGAGAUUCAAUUAGGAAAACUAAAUAAGACAAGUUAAAUACAACGAUAAGCAGACACUCCGUAUAWUAAACGAAAAUACAACGAAUCGCAGUAAUAUAAAUACAAACAAUAAACCUUAAUGAU